GAUGACUUUUGUUGGGGGCCCCACAACUACACGUUGUUGCUUAGCUUUCCUUACUUGCGGUCAACACUUUCGACAGCCACAUACAUGUCAUCCCGGCGGAUCGGACUCUUUCAGCAAAGGCAGCAUUUUCAGAGAGGUAGCCAUAGCCAGGGUGUCUAGAAAAGGCAACUCAGCAUCCUGAUCUUUUCGUAGAGGCAAGAAUUUCGCACAUCAAGUCGACGCUUGCUCCUCUUGCAAUCCGCACAAUCUCCUCAAUCUGAAGAUAGGCCUCACUUGUUCCCAAUCAGCAUCGCAUCCUUGACAAGGUCAAACGGACGCCGCACCUUGGACCGUAUUGUCCAGGCGAACCAAUCAUUCUACAUGGCCACCGAAGCGAUCGUCUUCGGCGAAAAUGGCCGCGGUCUUGAAUCCCGCAUCGCGGCCGGCACG
Molecule: messenger RNA, 429 nt
Organism: Periconia digitata
Lineage: Eukaryota; Fungi; Ascomycota; Dothideomycetes; Pleosporales; Periconiaceae
Source: the annotation of a GenBank genome assembly